AUGCAACCGUAUUUUUCAGGGGCAGAAUCCGUGACCACGACUGAAGCCUCGAAUUUGCUCGCUAAAUUCCCCGAGGAGAUUCUACAAGAAACUCUUCGUUACCUUGAUGAUUCCAGCUUGGCCAACUUUGCCCGAGCCUGUCACUGGUCGUACGACAAGGCAAUUCCAUUACUGUGGCAGGAUGUCGAGCUUGUAGACUGUCGUACAACAGAUCCCCAGACUCCUGAUAUGAGCGAUGAACAUGACGACACACCUAUCAUCCGUAAACUCCUUGUCUUGGCCAGCAAUCCAUGGAUCGCCUCACAUGUGCACACCCUAACACAUCGAUGCCAUUUACCACCGCCAGCAAUAUUCUUUGAAUUACCAAGGAUCAACUUCCAGGGCAGGACACUCUCUCAUGAUCCGAGAACGCUCCGCCUACUAGGCAUGGCUUGCCAAAAUCUUUCUAGCGUACACACACUACGAAUCAUCUUUGGUCACUGGAAUCUCACUCGUGGUCUUUUGGUGGGGUUACUGGGAAAAUCUGGGGCCUGCACCGUACGGCAUCUUUGGAUCGAGAACUGUAGUCUCGCUGGCAUCUCACAAAGACUACUUCAAAAGUUCGAUCUUGCAGGACUAGAGAGUCUUCGUUUGCGUCGACUACCACUGCUUGCCAACGCUGGUAGACAUGACUCUCAAGAAGUCUACUCUCGAGGCCCAUUCCCGGACUUUCGAACCGACCGAGCCUUCGAAAUCAGACAGGACGGGCGUGGUGCUAGCAAACGGUUCGAGCUUUCAUUCAGGGAUGCCCAUAACUUUGACGAGAAGAUAUACAGCAGACUACCUGAUGUCGGUGGGCUGAUUUCUUCAAUAGAGCAAGAAUUAUCAGACGAAGACUGGUCUGCUACGAGUGGUGUGAAACAUCUUCUCGAUCAUAACCAUCCAGACUUUGCUUUGUCUGACACUGAUCCGUUUCCCACGUUCGUGCACAUAUUGAAAUGCUCGACAACCUCUCUCAUCUCGCUGAACCUGGAUUGGGUGCUGUUCAGAAGAACAGACCUACGUGCAUUUUCAGAAUCCAAAGCAAGCCUGGAAGGCAUGUUCAAAAGGUUGUUCAAGCUUCACUUCCCUCAUCUUCGCGCUUUUCAGUUCCGGAACGCGGUGAUUGCGGAAGCUGAGAUGCCACAAGACGUCUAUCUCCUGGAUACUUGCGGAUCGAGUUCCAAUUCUUCGUUUGAUGCGGAUAUGUGCGUAUCGUGGUUGGAGUCGCAUCCAAGGCUUCGAUCUUUGGCAUGGCCAGCAGAUCGUUUCUUUAGACCCAAGAAGAACACAACACCAGAGCUUCAGACACGAAUCGACUUCAUCAUAUCCAAGAUGGCACGUACACUAGAAGACCUUCGUGUCGAUACUGUUUACAGCCGGAGUGGUGAAUUCAAGACUGACGAUUCGGAUGGCCCGAUCGAUGUGAAUCGCCGUCAAAGUCGCAGACGAUUCAUCUCUGAAUUCGCAGCACAUAUGCAGAGACUUGAUUGCCUGAAAAUGGAGGGCGGUAUACCACGAGACGAGAAACGGGAAACAAUCAGAGCUUUACGUCAGUCUCCUUUACAAAGAGUCAUUUUAAUUGGUGUUAACGCGCCCAUGGGUAACACAUGGGGUUUCGCUGGGCGCGAUAUUGGGUCCUUGGGCAUCAACGAAGAUCCCAAUGACCCUGAUGACUUUGGCUCUCUGGAAGAGGAAGACACAGAUGAGAUCGUCCGACUCGGUACAAUGAAACCAGAACCUCUCAACACCAACGAAACCUUUGAAGCCGAAUAUGGUUGGCCGCCGUCUCCGCCGUUCUUGUACACAUUGGCCUCCUAUCACGCAUCUACAGUCACAGAGCUCAAAUUCUGCGGUUACCGUGGAGCGCCUCUUCUUUGGAACCCUACACCAAUCACCAACUACAUGCUCGCACCACUCCGCCAUUUCCACAAUUUACGCCACUUGAUUUUAUCACUUUGGUUACACACUCUAUGGGAAGAUGAUCACAGAGACGAUGAGAUCCUCGAGUACUGGCUCAGUUCCCGCUCUCCCUCCACCACAGCACUUAUCCCAACAUCCACCGAACCACUAACAGGCUGGGCCGAAGAACUAGCCACAAAAUACGACCCCAAAGUCAUGGCCGCAAGAAUCGUCACACUAAUGGGCCCUUUCAUCAGCGAGGCAGCGAAAUCCCAACAUGGAGGUAUGCACGUGCGAGCGAGUUUCUGCAUUGGUUCUUAUGGCGGUUUAUUCGACUUUGACGUUAUCAUCGGCAAGGAUAAGAACGGAAAAGAUGAACUGAGGGAAUGGAAAGGUCCGAGAGAGGAGUUGCAUCCUGAGAGGAGAGCUGAUAAGUUGAGAAAUAGGAGAUGGUUUGGUACGCCUGUGAGGAGAGAUUUGGGCGAUGGACAACGCAGCAUGUCUGUUAGCUUGUGA
Aureobasidium melanogenum CBS 110374 is the source of this 2436-nucleotide messenger RNA. RefSeq lists its product as uncharacterized. The record is from RefSeq and is a predicted model, not a curated record. NCBI's taxonomy places the organism in Eukaryota, Fungi, Ascomycota, Dothideomycetes, Dothideales, Saccotheciaceae. The transcript has 2 exons. Gene Ontology annotation, molecular function: protein binding. Bases 1 to 2436 code for a protein of 811 amino acids.